UGGGCGAAAUGUGUAACGUGUCGUAUAAUGCAUUUAUACAUUUUACAUAAACAGAGCGUUAAAACUGGUUAUAAAUCAUAACGAUUUAAACCUAAACGCAUAGACCUACGUGUAAGAAAAUAUCAUUAUAUCGAUAUAAAAUCGCGUUCAAAUUCAAAUGUGUCGAAUAAACAGUUCGGAUAAUGACGAAGAACAUGGCGAGACUGAGACAACAUUGUGUUCUAAACGAUGGAUGCUAUUCUGUAUGGGUGUCUGGUUUGGAGUGAUGGCGUAUAUGUUAAACUCCAACAUGAGUGUCGCAAUAGUUUCUAUGAACAGACAACAAUCUAUCCAAGUGGAAGACUAUCAGCAUCAAGCAUCUACGUUAGCUAGUUUUACUAUUCUAUCUUCAAGGUCAUUAUCAUAUAGUAAUGCCAGUACAGAUGGAUAUCCGGCACCUAACCCGAACAUUGAAAAUGAGCCAGUACAUUACAAAUGGAACGGAUCGACUCCGUCAUAUAAGGACCUUGACAAGAGGAAUAGUGACAAAUGCAGGAAGCAUGUGCGAAACAAUUUUCCAUAUAAGCUUGGUGAAUUCACAUGGACCAAACGCACACAAUCAUUCGUGUUGUCCGGCUAUUACUAUGGUUACAUGAUGUCGCAGAUUCCGGGUGGAUGGUUGUCGGAAAGAUUUGGCGGGAAACAUGUGAUUGGUACAUGUAUAGGCAUCACAUCAACUCUCACUCUGCUUAUACCUGCGAUGGCUAGAACAAGUGCGUACAUGGUAGUUGUUGCGAGAGUACUAAUGGGUUUAUCAACGGGUGCAAGUACUCCAGGGUGGUAUAUGUUGACGGGUGUCUGGGCAUUGCCCCAUGAACGGAGUAGAUUUUCUGGAGCUAUCUGGUUUGGAAGCGUGUUUGGCAUCGUACUCGGGUAUUCCUCUGCGGGUUUCCUCUGUGCACAUGGGUUUGACAAUGGAUGGGCAUCAGUAUUCUACGUACAUGGUCUGAUUGGAUAUUUGUUCGUGGCUUGCUGGUUAUACAUAGUUUACAGUUCGCCUAAGCAGCAUCCGAGGAUCUCAGAAGCUGAAAGAAAACUUCUAGAAGGGAAUAUCCAUAUACCGAUUGAAAAGCAAGCUGUCAAGUCUAAGGUACCGUGGAAGAAAAUUCUUACUUACGGACCAGUUUGGGUUAUUUUUAUCACACAUGCCUCGGACAACUGGAUAUAUUACUUGUGUAUAACAUGCUUACCUCUAUAUAUGAAAGAAGUAUUAAAAUUCGACAUCCAAAGCAAUGGGAUAUAUUCUUCCUUACCUUUUUUAACAAUGAUGGUUGCGAUUACUUUAGCUGCAACAUUAGCGGAUUUGAUACGAUCAAAACAAUUUUUAAAGGUCACAACGAUACGAAAGUUGUUUCAAGUGACAGGGUUGCUUGGUGUGGCCGCAUUUGUGUUGAUUCCUGGGUAUCUGGAUUGUAGUUUGCGAGAAAUUGUGAUAGUUUGUCUAUGUCUUUGUACAUUCUUUGAAUCAGUUGGAUGUGUAGGCGGACAUACAUGUGUAGCUGUUGAUAUAUCACCUAGGUAUGCAUCUAUCAUAUUUGGGAUAUCUAAUGCCAUUGCUUCAAUACCGGGAAUUCUGGCACCUUUAAUGGUAGCUGAACUCACCAAAAACCAAACAAGCGCAGAGUGGAGAAUUGUGUUUUACAUUGCUGCAGCAGUUUCCGUCUUUGCCGCCGUGAUAUUUGGGGUGUUUGCUAGCAGUGAGCUCGCACCAUGGGAAGAAAGGAAGAAAACUGACGUACAAAUACCAUUAAAAGAAUCAAAUGGUUAGAGGACGGCAAAUAUGGAAAAUAUAAAUGUCCGCAUAUUCGACAAAAAUACAAUAUGGCGAUAUGAAGGUCGCUUAUGAAUCGCGAAAAAUGAUGUUAUUUUUUGUCCAUAAGGGAGCCAAACAUUGAAGAGUAUAAAAUGAAUUCACUUGUUGUUUAAGAACACCUUUCAAGUGACGAAAAUAUAGCAUGAAAUUUAACUAGAGAUAGUGAAGUAUUAACACACCACCUGGAAUGCCUAUAGAUUCGUGACAAGAACAAAUGAUGUAACGUAGCCAAUUGACUAGCUAAAAUAUGUUAGCUUUGACAAUACAAAACUGAACAGAAUAUAGAACGGAUAUAUGUGACCAUUCGGCAAGAAAUUGUAUUAUAAUGUUAGUAAGUCUUAGUUAAAUCCAACUACUUAAUUUCUAAUGAACAUGUGCUUCAGUUAAUCGUAUCUCGCUCGAUACUGAAAGUAACUGAGUGAUAUUAGUGCGAUCGCGUUUUAAUUAGACUAAAUAUUUUUUCAUGAUAAACAUGCAUUGAAAUGUAUUUGCACAGAAAAUUAAAAGUAUUUUUAACUGAAA
Mercenaria mercenaria is the source of this 2374-nucleotide messenger RNA. Its product is annotated as vesicular glutamate transporter 1-like. Bases 158 to 1807 code for a protein of 549 amino acids. The record is from RefSeq and is a predicted model, not a curated record. Gene Ontology annotation, molecular function: transmembrane transporter activity. The transcript has 11 exons. Gene Ontology annotation, biological process: transmembrane transport; monoatomic anion transport. NCBI's taxonomy places the organism in Eukaryota, Metazoa, Mollusca, Bivalvia, Venerida, Veneridae.